This is a messenger RNA of Dicentrarchus labrax (European seabass), 3079 nucleotides long. RefSeq lists its product as uncharacterized. The transcript has 4 exons. The record is from RefSeq and is a predicted model, not a curated record. Lineage: Eukaryota; Metazoa; Chordata; Actinopteri; Moronidae. Bases 761 to 2947 code for a protein of 728 amino acids.
GCAACAACACAGCUCAUGAUUAAUUCAGUGGAAAGGUGCACAGGCAGAGUGCCAGAGACCUGCUUUAACUCAACAGUACAGGAGUUAGUAACACUUAAAUUAUAUCAUUUAAUCUCAAAUAAAGUUUUUUUUUCUAAUGAUGAUCUCAACUGAAGCAUGUUUGGACAUUCAGACAGGAGAAGGACUGACUGGACAACAGGCCUAUGAUACAGAGGUCAGCACUGACAACAGACAGGUGAAAGGCAAUCUGUGAAACAGAAUAUCCUCAUGAACUCAGCAACAUGUUGAUCAUCUAAAAACAUUCAGGACUUUCAUUCACAAGGGUUAAAUUUCUGCUUAGAGUUACAUCUGUGUCACUCUCUCUUGGUGUGUCUUCCUAUAAGUCAUAUACAACAUAUUUUAGACAUAUGAAUAUACAAGAAGACAUAAAGAGGAAGAUGUUUAAAAGCUAGUAUCCUGAUAGCACAGAUGUAUUUCUGAAUUGCUUUUAGUGAUAUUAAAGUCAUCACCAUGCAACCCUUUGAGCAGAUGCUCCACCUGUGCUUGUCUAAUUAGGUUGAUUUUUCACACAGCACCAGCUGUCUACAUUCACCUCAUUGCAAUCAGCGUAAGCAGAAUCUGAAAGGUUUCAGUAUCCUUCCUUCCACAUUUCUUGCUCUCAAAUUUUCAGGACAAAAAUGGGACAGAGGAUGAUUUAUUGUUAUCUGGGCUAUUUGUUUUAAUCAACAGUCUGCUGCUGCAGGUGGUUGAACUCACUGCCAUGGCUCUUCCAUUUGGAGGCUCUUGGCUUUGCACUCUGAUGUUAUGGGGCUGCGUUUGUUUUCUUCCUCAAAAAGGUUGCAAUAUUGCACAUGGAUACUCUGUCAGUAAUCAUGCAGAAGUGCUUGGUCCACAAACCUCAAACCAGUUUCAUUCUGGAGCAUCUUUAAACUCAGACCAUGACUCUGUUAGUCCAAUGGAUGACCUGCAAAACUUUGAUUCCCUUCAGAGAGAACCAGUCCACUAUGAAAACAAUGAGGAUGCGAGCUCUGUUACAAGCUUCGGUGAAGAGAACCCAGAGUCAGAACAUGAGCCAGAUGAGUUUUCAGUGGACCCCUCGAUGGAGAAAUAUCUGCAAGAAAGUGCUGGUGAUCAACACCCCUUUGGCCUUUUAGUGAAGGAGCACAAACAAAAGACAUCUAUGGAGGGUGUCAGUUUCCCAACAAUGAAAGAUUUCAAACACUUUAUAGAAACUAUUAAAAGCUCCUUCUUAAAGCCAGGAAGUGACUUGAGUGGACAUUUUCAAACUGAACAGGACAUGAUGGAAAACGAGGUGACUUCUAAUGCUCAAAAUAUUAAGAGCGAGCCUAAUGACCAUGAUGGCGUCAGUGAAAACAAUGUCUGGAGUGAACCUGUGGAUACAACUUUCUACCAAAUGCAAAGUGAAAGCCUCUCUGUCCCUGAUCCUGUCGACUCCAUGGCAACUCUCCUUUCUACCAGUGUUUAUGACAACCAAGACUCGGGCUCGGGCUCUGCUCUCUACCCUUUCCCUCAUUCAACAGCCUCUGAGUAUGUUUCAAGUAAUUAUGGAAAUUUUGACAAGAGUGGGGAAAACCCCGAUAUUUUCACCAGCUCCGAAUAUGUGCAAAAUGAAGAUGUUCCGUCAACAAGCUACGAGCUCCCUGAACAAAUACCCUCAGGCUCCUUCUUCAGCCAUGUGACUGAAUCUCCUGCCAACCCUCCAAACAACCCAUCUCAAGAGUUCAGCUACUAUCCAAGUAAAACAUCCAAUAUAAUGCCUUUAGUCUCUAAUGGGAAUAUUAAACAACCAAUAUAUACAUCUCACAGUGAAGACUCUUUGACAGGGUAUCAAAAACCAUCCGGUGGCUUUGAAUUUGAAGAUUUUCAAAGUCAGCAGCUAGGCAGAGUGACUCCAGCCAAUGUCGUGUCUGCACCAAAGCCCCCAUUGUUGAAUUCCUAUGCCAAAAGUGUAUAUGUCAAUGCACCAAGAGGUCACCUCAACAUCUUAAGUUAUCCACCAAAACUUAGGGAAAGACCAGCCCCAUCAUUUCAAGCUUAUCAACCCACUAUUGGCAAGGAAUCAAAGUACAUAAACAACACCCCCACUGUUCAGCUGCCUGCAUCUAGUGGUUCUGUUUCUUCAAGGUCUGACAACCUUUCACCACAGAGGAGUAAUGGUCAUGUGGGCGCUCAAACAAGCAGCCCACAUGAUGCUGAGGAUCAAAUGUUCAACAGAAAGCAGCCGGUCCUGUCCCCCCAAGAGUUUAUUGGCUCAAGUAGAUACGAUGGUUAUCUCGGAGACCAGAGAAUCGGCGUUACUCGUCCAUCCAGCUUAUCUGACCAGGCAAAAGACGAGGAGAGAUCAGGCCUCUCUGAGCUGAAUCCAGUUUCUGGGAUUUCGUCUCAGGUGGGAGUUGGUUAUGUAAGUUUCAACUCUCUAACAAACUUGGCUCCAACUUCGUUAUCUGAGACAGCGCUUUCAAUAUUAGCUGGCAAUGAAGUCACGUCCAGGGACUUUGGAAUCAAGAAUAUAAUCUCUAAUAGGUUUCAAACCGGCAAUAUACGUGAUGCCAGAAACACUCUGGGCUCAUUUUCUACCCCACAAAAACGAGGCAUUUCUCUAAAUGAUGCAACCAGCUUUCUACAGAAGUUCAUACAACCAACCAAAGUACGGAAGCCUCGUAAACCGCCGUCUGGAUCCAAAGCGACUGGUUCUGUUUUAAGUGGUGUCUUUCGGAGGAAUGGUGGCAACACAAAAAGGCUUCGUUCUCAAACUGGCCCCAGUGUGUCACAACCAUCUGUAAACGCAUACAUUGUGCAGUCCAGAAACGCCUACGUGAGGAGCAAAGUAUCUCAAUCAAACACCCGUUAUGCACCGUAUCAGCUGGAUGGAGGCAAAACUGGUACACGCCAACGGAAACCUGCUCCAAUGCUACACAAAUACUGAAUGAGAGAACAGAGAUAACCACCCCUUUAAGAGUGAUAUGGAUCUGCUGUCGUCUUCAGCCGGGAGGAAAAUCAAGAUUCUGCAGUUCUACAAACAUCUGCUCUAAUUAGUAAAGGCAGUAGUUAAACAGUU